This is a messenger RNA of Nematostella vectensis (starlet sea anemone), 3516 nucleotides long. RefSeq lists its product as uncharacterized. Gene Ontology annotation, cellular component: endoplasmic reticulum membrane. The transcript is spliced from 13 exons. The record is from RefSeq and is a predicted model, not a curated record. NCBI's taxonomy places the organism in Eukaryota, Metazoa, Cnidaria, Anthozoa, Actiniaria, Edwardsiidae. The coding region runs from base 399 to 3155 and encodes 918 amino acids. Gene Ontology annotation, molecular function: Glc3Man9GlcNAc2 oligosaccharide glucosidase activity. Gene Ontology annotation, biological process: oligosaccharide metabolic process; protein N-linked glycosylation.
GUAGCCCAGUCCUUCCAAGGAGGAUCUCGUCCAACAUGGCGGACACACUUGACUUUUGAGAUUGUCGUGGUCCGAUUGUCGUCUGGCUGUCACGGCCGUCUAAGCUUGGCAUUCGUGACUAGUGGCAUGUGAUUGUUAUCAUCACAAAAGAUGCAUAAAUAUAAAAGGUUAGCUGGCGUUGCAGGACCAGAUAUAAACCAAAUCGCAUUAGGUUUCAGUUCCAUAUCGAGAAAGGUGUGCCAUCUGGCGUUUGCUAUUACGAUAGGUAUCGCUUGCGUGCGAUCGUUAAAAUACUGCUGGCUGACCCUAAAGUGUAGUCCCUGCGAUUCUCGGUGCAUUCUUCCGGUAGCGCAAGCUCCUAGACGUACACCGAGUAAGUUCAAGCCACGCGCGUUACAAUGUUCAAGAAAAGUUCGCUGAGACACCAUCAAUCACCUCUGGUGAUGGAACAUUCAACGGAGGAGACAAAACGGUUGAAGGAUGACAAACGUGGCAAGAAAGAGUGGAAACGCUGGGGACCUUAUCUUACCGAACGCCAGUGGGGAACGGUUAGAGAGGAUUACUCCCACGACGGGAAUUAUUGGGACUUUGUAUCUCAUGAUCAGUCCCGAUCACGGAUUUACCGUUGGGGUGAGGAUGGUCUACUUGGAAUAACAGACAACCAAUGUCAACUCUGCUUUGCACUUGGCUUGUGGAAUGGAAAGGAUCCUAUUAUCAAAGAAAGACUGUUUGGCCUCACAGACAAAGAAGGUAACCAUGGUGAAGAUGUCAAAGAGUGUUACUACUAUCUAGACUCCACCCCUACCCACUCGUACAUGAAGGCGCUGUACAAGUACCCUCAGGAGGAGUUCCCAUACUGCCAACUGAUUGAAGUUAACAAGAACAGAACUCAUGUGGACCCAGAGUUUGAGUUACUCGACACUGGAAUCUUUGAAGAUAACAAAUACUGGGAUGUCCAAGUGGAAUAUGUCAAGAGCUCCCCCAAUGACAUACUUAUCAACCUGACUCUGACCAAUCGCGGUCCAGACACAGCUACCCUUCAUGUGCUACCCACCCUGUGGUACCGAAACACGUGGAUCUGGGGGUGUAAACAUAAUGGGUUCACAGGGAAACCAUUUAUGGUUGAGACCAACCCUGGAACAGCAGAAUGUAACCAUGGGGGCUGUGGCAAGUUUGUCUUCGUAGCUGAUGUGGAUCCAUCCGGAAACUUACCUGAAUUUCUUUUCACGGAGAAUGAGACCAACACAUGGCGUCUGUUUAAUGGAAGCGCCAAUUAUACGACACUUGUUAAAGACGCGUUCCAUCGGCGUAUUAUAAACGGCGAGGAAUCCGCCACAAGCACACAGCAACAGGGGAGCAAGAUGGCCGCUCACUACGUGGUUGACGUGGUCAGCGGUGGUCAGUGCACUCUCAAAUGUAGACUAAUGGCGGAAGACGAGCUUGUGUCCAGUCCCUUCUCGGAGAGAGCUUUUGGCGCAGUCAUGGACAAGCGAAAGAAGGAGGCGGAUGAGUUUUACAACGCCGUUAUCCCAGACGCGCUUCCCAAGCAAGAAAGUCUUGUUGCGCGGCAGUCCUACGCGGGCCUCCUUUGGAGUAAGCAGUUCUAUAAUUAUGUGGUUGCUGAUUGGUUGGAUGGCGAUGACGACAUGCCGCCACCACCGCACUCCCGUAAAGAUGGUAGAAACUCGUGCGCUGAGUGGCGGGCCAUGCAUACACGAGAUGUGGUAUGUGUCCCGGACAAGUGGGAGUACCCCUGGUUCUCAUCAUACGAAGAGGCCAUGAACAUGCUCCCAAUGGCCAAAAUCGACCCAGUCUUCGCCAAAAAACAACUCCUCCUGCUCCUCAGCGAGGAUUUCAUGUCUCCCACGGGGCAGAUCCCGGGAAACGAGACAUCCCUCGAGAUGGUCGUCCCACCCGUACACGCACUGGCAUGCCACAGAGUGUUCAAGAUCACGGGGAGAAAGGGACACCGUGAUCACGUGUUCCUUGCACGGUGCUUCCAAAAACUGCUCACCAAUUACACGUGGUGGGCGAACAUGAAGGAUUCUUCAGGCAAAAGCAUCUUCGGAGGAGGAUUCGUUGGAUUAGAUUACGACAAAGAAGAAAUCCCACGUUUAAAUGAGGAUGAGAAAGAGGACGAUGAGAAGGAGAUUCCUGAUAGUCCAAACGUUGGACCUGCCCUCGCCGAGGUGGAAGGCACGGCUUGGAUGGCGUUCUAUUGUGUGGUGAUGCUUGGUAUCUCACUAGACCUCGCAAUCAACGACCCGUCAUACGAGGACAUCGCUACGCGUUUUCUCGACCACUUCACGCUGUUAUCCGCCGUCAUGAACCACAUGCGCGACCACGCCCCCAUGUGGGAUCAGGGAGACGGUUUCUAUUACGACCACAUUCACGAGAAUCUCGGCACUGGGCCUCUGCGCGUGCGCGACAUCCGGGGAUUCAUUCCGCUGUUGUGUUGCGCUGUAAUUGACGAUUCGCAGAUAGAGAAGUUGGCUAAGUUUAAGCAGCGCCUUGAUUGGUUCACGGAGACCCAUGUCCAGGCUACAAAGACGAGCACUUUUAUGGAUCCCCUGGGGGAUACCCAGCGUCAUCGACUGCUUGCCGUUCCCACCCGUGAGAGGUUGUGCCGAAUGCUGGGCUACCUGCUGAAUGAGCAUGAGUUCUUGUCGCCGUUCGGUAUUCGCUCACUAUCGCUUUUCCACAAGGAAAGACCAGUCACUAUCGUCAACGGGCGGGAUGUGCUUGUGUCUGCUGAGUUCACACCCGGGGAGGCUGGCGUGAACAGGAACCACCGCGGUCCCAUAUGGCUUUUCAUGAACUUCUUGAUCGUUGAGGCGCUCGAGCGCUACGACUUUUUCUACGGUGAUACCCUCAAGGUCGAUUUCCCAUCGUGCUCCGGGAACCUUAUGCGCCUUCGCGAUGUCGCCAUCGAGAUAUCAAAACGCGUGACGUCAGUCUUUCUGCCCGACCAGAGCGGCAAGCGGCCUUGCCAUGGCAACGACUUGCAGUACACCUAUGACGUGUACUGGAACCAGUUAGUCCUGUUUUACGAGUAUUUCAACGCAGACACAGGGAAAGGAUGCGGCGCGAGUCACUACUUUGGCCAGUCUGCACUAGUAACACAUCUACUGGACAAGAUUGUGUACAACCACUAGACCGCCACCAUAGUCAAAGCUUCGGCACCAACACUCCGUAGAAGCGUUUACCGCAGAUAUCCCAUCUUUGUGAACUACGGCUCAGAUUUCAACGAACACGCCAUUUUACACGUAUUCGAAGUCCCAGUUAGGUUUAAUAAUUCAUUUUGGUGGACAACAUGACGUAGAACAGUAGUUUUAACAUGUGAUAAUUGUUUUACUGAAUUUAUAGCAAGAAGGCACGGGAUCAUAAUAUCUUAUCCGCACCCUUCAAGACAAACGCUAAAUGGUGUGCAGGGCCGUUACGCCUAAAGGGCCCCCCGUUUUAAUCUAAAAUUUUAAUGAAAUUACCAGAGGGGCGCGGCUGUGGGCCCCCAUUUUU